Messenger RNA from Colletotrichum tamarilloi, 1047 nucleotides. RefSeq lists its product as uncharacterized. Gene Ontology annotation, cellular component: replication fork; Rad51B-Rad51C-Rad51D-XRCC2 complex; Rad51C-XRCC3 complex. The coding region runs from base 1 to 1047 and encodes 348 amino acids. The record is from RefSeq and is a predicted model, not a curated record. Gene Ontology annotation, biological process: reciprocal meiotic recombination; meiotic DNA recombinase assembly. Lineage: Eukaryota; Fungi; Ascomycota; Sordariomycetes; Glomerellales; Glomerellaceae. Gene Ontology annotation, molecular function: four-way junction DNA binding; crossover junction DNA endonuclease activity. The transcript has 6 exons.
AUGAGGUUGGAUGCGACUCGGCACGUCUACUCGACUGUGGUAGACCUCGAGGUAGGCAACCUGCAAGAAGGUGAGCAGAUUCCCUCAGCCACAUGUCUGCCUGCCACGGGUGUGGCUGAUGACCUCAUGUCGAACACGUGUGAGGUUCACAGACUCAGUGCAGAUCGAUUGCCUACAGUGUCCGCCGCUGACGCACUGGAAGAAUUAGAUGGCGGUCUCGCUAGAUAUGUCUCUACAGGUAUUGGACGACUAGAUGAGGCUCUCAUAUCUUCUUCUUCUCUUCAGGCACCAGAUCCGACAAGCGGGGGAGGCCUCCAGAGAGGACAGGUUACGGAGAUUUGGGGACCACCAGGCUCAGGCAAGACUGCCCUAGGUAUUCAACUGGUCGCCAAUGCGCUAUGCGAGAGGCAUGGCGCUGUGUGGAAACUAGCAGCAACACGCGACUGCGCAGUGGUGGUCCUGUCACAAUGUGCAACCAAGAUGCAGUUGGAACGGAGCGCGACAUUGAUUCCAUCCAUUAAUGCUGGGGUAUGGGAACAGGGCAUGUCGACGCGGGUAGUGCUGUUCAGAGACUGGGUAUGGAAGGAAGAGCGACCGUGGUCUGUAUGCUUCGCCGGUGUGCAGAAGCUAGACGGCAAGGCUGGGCCGGACAUGAUGCAGAGCGCAGCGGCGUUUAGAGUUGAGGCGACGGGCUUGGUUGGCGUGCAGUACGACACUAGCCAUCCAUCGGUGUUCCUUCCAACGGCUCCACGAGCGAAACGCAAGCUGGCAGAGGCUGGCCUCGAGGUGCCCGAUAGCGAGGAAGAUGACGAAGAAUACGGAUGGGCACGAGAAGACGAGUCGGCGCUUCCCGGCCCGCCGCCGCAGUGGCAAGGCAGCGAAGACAUCCUUCUGGGGACCCAGGCGGCCGAAAGCGAGGAUGACCGGGGUAGCAACGGAGACGGCCACGGCGAUGGCGGCGACGGUGAUGACGAAGACGACGAGGCAGAAGAUGUGGGUGAGGCAGCGACUAGCGGCCGAGAUGACCAGGUUUUGGCCGAGCAGUAA